AAAUAACUCUACUCUCAUCAUAAAAGGCCGAUCCCCCUUCUUAUCACAAAAACAACAAAUCUUCGUCCAUCUACUGUAACCUGGCAACCAUGUGCGAUUUUGACGCAGUCAGCGCGUUUUAUUUCCAUUACCAGGAUGACAACAGGGAAAUACAGGGACUGUCAGCUAAGGCAUCGGCGUUAGCAUCUCAGCUUGCGGUUCUGGAACAAGUUGCGCCCGUUGCAGCGAGCAUCCGGAUCGGGGGUUCAUUAUCAACAAUCCGUAGAUUGCGUGCCAAUAUUGCGAAAUUAUCAAAAAGUGGACAUCGAUGGGCUAGCCUUCAACAGUUAGGUUGCAGAGAAGCACUAUUUUGCAUGAUUUCUAUCUGAGAUUUAACUGAGCUUCCAAAAGCUCAGUUUGAUUGGCUGUUGGCUAAUGUUCAACGAUAUAUGGCUGGUCAAGGCCUUCCCCAGAAUUGGCCGACUUUGAAGCAGAUCAGUGAAGCGAUAGGACGCAUGCCUUGGCAACCUCAAUACAGCUCAUUCCUUCAAAAAUCAAUGCAGUAGUGAAACACAAUCUACAGAAGAUUUUCCAGUGAACAACAAGAGAGAAAUAUCGGGUACGAUGGGUUACGAUCCUGAUCAAGAUAUCAACAACGCCGAACCGCUUAACAUCACAAGCAAUUUACCGUCUAACAGAAAGAGAGUAAAGUUUAUGUUUUCGAAUGCUCCAUUUGAAAUUGUUGAUACUUUGCCGGAUAAGUUGAAAGAGGCAGUUCAAGCCAGCUCUUUAUGGAGGGAGGAGAGAAACCAGAGGCGAAGCACCACAGGAUGUCUGGCGAGUCUGUUCCCACGGGAUGCAGAACAGGAUGUCUCGUUCACCAUCUGGUGUGGCCAUGAUCAGGGUUACGAUUUGAACAAUUUCUUCCAGCUGAAGCGAACAAGUGACCCUUAG
Molecule: messenger RNA, 933 nt
Organism: Monascus purpureus
Lineage: Eukaryota; Fungi; Ascomycota; Eurotiomycetes; Eurotiales; Aspergillaceae
Source: the annotation of a GenBank genome assembly